AUGCUCUCAUCUACGCUCCUCGUCGCCCUGAGCGCCGCCCUCGUAGCCGCCUCGCCCGUCUGGCCGCGCUUCACCGUCGCCAACGAGCACUUCGAAGUCCUGGCGAUGCGAGCGUCGACGGAGGUGAACCCGGACGCCGCGUCGGACGUGACGUGCAUCGAUCCCAAUGCCACCAUCGCCUUCCACGACCAAAACGUGGCGGAGCUGGGCAUCUGCGGCGGCAUCGCCGGCUCCAUCACUAAGUGCCAGGGCGCGCCCACGAGCACCGUGGGCGAGUCGGCCACCGCCAAGUUCUCGCUCAACGCCGUGACGCCCGGUGCCACCAUCAACGUCUCCAAGGGACGGUGGGAGCAGUGCGUCCGCGCCGCCCAGGCCGUCUGCCCGACUGGGAGUCUGAGCGCGACGUGCGCCGGCGGUGCGUCUUCGGGCGAUGUGGCUUUCACCCUUGAUUCGACGGCCUAG
This is a messenger RNA of Anthostomella pinea, 462 nucleotides long. Lineage: Eukaryota; Fungi; Ascomycota; Sordariomycetes; Xylariales; Xylariaceae. The record is from the annotation of a GenBank genome assembly.